AUGAGUUCAUUUUUCGCUUGUAAAAAUGGUCAAAAUAUAUCAUGGACAUUCGUUUGUGACGGUUAUAAUCAAUGUGUCGAUGGUUCCGAUGAGCAACAAUGUUAUUGUCAAGGUGAUAUUUAUGCUUGUCGACAAGGAAAUAAUGUUAGUUGUAGAAUUGCAUGUGCAACUUAUGGCCGUGUUACUUGCUUAACCUAUCAAAAUAUACGAGCUUGUGAACAGUACAUACAAGGACAUAUUAGCACAAUUCCUCUUGAUAUUAGUUCUACCAGUGAAUCAUUGAUAAUAACAAAUCAUUUCGAUGCACUUCGAUAUUCAGCUUGUUUAGCUAUUAGUAUAUUAGUAUUUUUUUCAAUUGUUUCUACUCUUAUUUAUUUAAUUCGUAAAAAUUCUUCAAAAUUCGUAUUCGCCUAUACCAAUAAAGGAUUCAAUACAAAUACAAAUACAAAUCGAUUAUCGUCUAAUAUAGAACAGCCAUCGCCUAGAUUAGAUCUUUCUAGUUCAUAUGUUACAUCGACAUCUGAUAUCAAUGAUUUGCCACCAUCAUAUGAUCAGUUCGACCGAAAUUCAAUACCAAUAAAUGACUUUUAUGAACCACCACCUUAUCCUGGUCUACCAUUGUUGUCGACUGUACAAAAUUCAAAUUCAUUCUAUUCCGAAGCCAUGAAAACGCGAGCAUCAUCAAAUUCAAUGUCGAUGUUAAAUCCAAUGCCUCUACCUGAACAACAUGCUUUAACUAAUAUUCGAACAUAUUGUGUAUAA
Messenger RNA from Rotaria socialis, 762 nucleotides. NCBI's taxonomy places the organism in Eukaryota, Metazoa, Rotifera, Eurotatoria, Philodinida, Philodinidae. The record is from the annotation of a GenBank genome assembly.